Messenger RNA from Lolium rigidum, 1828 nucleotides. RefSeq names its product exportin-4-like. Gene Ontology annotation, cellular component: nuclear pore; cytoplasm. Gene Ontology annotation, molecular function: nuclear export signal receptor activity. NCBI's taxonomy places the organism in Eukaryota, Viridiplantae, Streptophyta, Magnoliopsida, Poales, Poaceae. The transcript is spliced from 12 exons. The coding region runs from base 182 to 1351 and encodes 389 amino acids. Gene Ontology annotation, biological process: protein export from nucleus. The record is from RefSeq and is a predicted model, not a curated record.
UGUUUCAUAACACUAUGUGCUUUCUUAGGAUUCAUGGCGUGAUCUUACAACAGCUUUUGCGAGUGGGCGUUCUUUAUUUUCAUUGAGUGGACGUUUACAGAGAUCUCUAGCAGAAACACUUGCAUGUGCAGCUUCCUGCAUCAAGGAUCCUGAGGCAUCUGUGCAGUAUUUGAGAGACCUCAUGGGACCAGUCGCAGGAUGCCUAGUAGAAAAUGCUAGCAGGAGUGAUCUCAAAUCUGUUGCACAUCAACCAGAUGUUAUCUACAUGGUCUGUUGCCUAUUGGAAAGGCUAAGAGGAGCUGCUAGAGCUACUCAGCCUCGCACUCAAAGGGUUCUGUUUGAGAUGGGUCAUACCGUGAUGAACUCACUCUUGACUCUUCUGGAAGUGUACAAAAAUCAGCCUGAAGUCAUAUACAUGAUACUCAAGUUCGUGGUUGACUUCAUUGAUGGUCAAGCUGUAUUCCUGGAUGGUAAGGAGACAUCAGUCUUGAUGAGCUUUUGCUUACGACUGCUCCAGAUAUACUCCUCGCAUAAUAUUGGAAAGGUAAUGCUCUCUCUGUCUUCAACUCUGCGCAGUGAGUCACAAUCUGAAAAAUACAAGGAUCUGCGUGCUUUGCUUCGGCUUUUAACAAAUAUAUGCUCCAAGGAUUUGGUGGGUUUCCUAUCUGAUAGCAACAUUGAGGGCUCCCCAGAUAUUGCAGAGGUCAUCUAUGUUGGUCUUGAUAUUGUGACUCCCUUGAUAUCUUUGGACCUUCUUAAGUACCCUAAACUCAGUCGUGAUUAUUUUAUACUGAUGUCACACUUGUUGGAAGUGUACCCUGAGAAGGUUGCUCACUUAAACAGGGAUGCUUUUGGAAGAAUUAUUGGCAGUCUUGAAUUUGGCCUGCGCAAUCAGGAUAGCGAUGUUGUUGAGAGGUGCCUGGCAGCAGUAAAUGCUCUUGCUUCAUACCAUUUCAAAGAAAGAAUUGGAGGGAGAGGAGGACUUAGUUCACAGCUUAUGGAAUCUGAAGGAUCGAAUGGCAAGCUACAGGAAAGCAUAUCAAGUCACUUCUUGAGGCUUCUCCUGCAAUUACUUCUGUUUGAAGAUUUUAGAAUGGAAUUAGCAGGGUCUGCUGCAGAUGCUUUGCUUCCUUUGCUUUUCUGUGAACAGGAGCUAUAUCAGAGACUGGUCCAUGAGUUGCUUGAGAAACAGCAGAAUCCGACUGUGAAAUCAAGGCUGGCAGUUGCUUUCCAUAAUCUUACAAGCUCUAACAAUCUCUCAAGCACGCUUGACCGUCCAAAUCGGCAGAAAUUCAGGAAAAAUCUCCGUACUUUCUUAGGCGAGGUCUCAAGCUUCAUGCAGAUAAAGUAAUCGUGAUGAUAGGAAAACAGUGAUGUCUGGUCGAUACAUGGAAGAUCUUUCGCCAUUGUGGCAGGAGUGCAUAUGUGUGCAUAUUGCGGCUGAACAUAGUGGCAGGAGUGCUGGCACGAGGUAGAGAAACGCAGUCCCCAUCAUUUGUUGAAGGGAUAGUUGAAACAGAAAUGACUGGAACAUGUUGAAAUGUUCCAGGAUCAGCGUCCGUGGCUGCAUUCGGUGGUGAAGAAUUGGAUGGCCGCACAUGAGAUUCGUUGUGUAAAUUUUGUUGGGAGUCAAUGUCAUGUAGAAAAGGUGGGCAUUUUGUUGCAUCCUGUACUUUUUCGCAUUUCCCCCACAUAGGAAUACAACUUUGGAGGAAACGAUUCUGCACCAGCUGGUGUGUGUCCGUAGCUUGUGCCCGUCCCCUUCAAACUAUAUCCAGCUCCCUAGUGUCAGAAGAUUAAAAUGUUAGGCCUGCCUUUACAAUGCUCA